UCGGAUACUGAAACAUGUUGGUGAUUUGGUAGCUGUGGCUUCAUUAACAGAUGAAGCUAGGUGUAUGGAUCUUGCAGAUCGCUAUAUAAACAGUUAAUCUGUGAAGCGAAUGUUGCAGUCUGAUUAGUGGCUUUGGCAGGAAAAACUGCUGUUUUGUUCACGAAAGAUGGGGGCCAGCACAACAACCUUCAAGACAUACGGUGCAUGUGGUAUGAACUUGCUUCUGAUGAAAGUUACUUUCGACAUGGUGAUUUUGGACGGGCCCUGGAGAAAUUUAUAGCUGUGGAGAAGCACUAUGCUGAUAUUACUGAAGAUCAAUUUGAUUUCCAUUCUUAUUGUUUGCGGAAAAUGGCACCACGUGCAUAUGUUGGAAAGCUAAAAUUUAAAGAUUGGUUGCAUUCACAUGCUUAUUUUCACAAAGUAGCAGCUGGAGCCAUUAGCAGCUUUAACAGGGACUGUGGCAAUUAACCUAUCAUGGGUUACCAACAUCCAGGUUUAUCUUUAAUUUCUUGUGCAAUCCUUUCUUUGUAGGUUGUAAUCAUUUUUUCAUCUUUGGCCAAUAUUUUGUAUAUUCUUGUAUUAUCCACAGAAGCCUUUCUUAAUUUGAUCUAAUUUCAUAAUGCAUAUUUCUAUGGCAUUGCUUUUUGUAAUAGGAUAUGCAGGCAUUAUCUUUGAAGAAUUUCUAGCCUUCAAUAAAAGUGGAAUAGAUUGUUGAUGGCUGUGAGUUUAUGGGUGGUAAGGAGCAUAGGGGUAAGAAUGAUUCUCAGAUGUUUAGGAUUGGACUGUGUUUUUCUGCUGUCCCUCUUCUUGUAGUUUGCAUCGUUUUUUUCUCAUUGAGGCUUUGUUAUGUCAUGUUUUGAUUUUUUUUGUGACACGUUUAUCUAUAUUAGUUUAGUUUUUGGAAUUUAACUUUUUGAAAAACCCCUUAGUUGUGGCUUCUUAAGUGUGGAUAUUAUUUAGUAGUUGUCUGCUCUAAGCGAAUGGCUUGCAUGAUAAGGAGGAAUUCAAUUUCUGUGCCUCUUGUGUAUGUAUAUUUUGCAAGUUUCUUGUUUUGUUUGUUACAAUCUUUUUGUUGUAGGAUAGAAUAGUUUUUUUCUUUUAAUUUCUGAAACUUAAUUUUGACGAGGAUAGAAAUUGCUACUUAAAAAGAAGAUUAU
Durio zibethinus is the source of this 1157-nucleotide messenger RNA. The record is from RefSeq and is a predicted model, not a curated record. NCBI's taxonomy places the organism in Eukaryota, Viridiplantae, Streptophyta, Magnoliopsida, Malvales, Malvaceae.